AUGAAUUUUACACAGAAAUGCUUUCUAAUUGGCACGUUAUUAAUAGGAGUUGCUAUUAUUGUAGCCGUUUCGCUUGCAUUACCGAAGCAAGAUAUUAACCAGGGAAGUCAACCUGUUUGGGGCUAUCAGUGCGUGAACGAUCGAUGCGUUAAAACGGCAAUAUCAGAAUCGUCCUUUCCAGCCGAGAAAGCCAUCAGUCUUACAGCAUGUCGUCUGUUCUGCGGUACAGGUGCGGGACUGCUGUGGCCCCAGCCAACCGGCGAAUUACAAGUAGGCACCGAUCUAGCGCACAUCGAUCCGGAUCAGGUGUGGUUCGAGUGGAAUGAAAAUUUCCACAACCUGGUGAGUCUCUGGGAGGCAAACAAGGAACGGUUCCUGAAGCAGUUAAAGGCAAGAUCGCAAGAAAAUACGAUUAAAAGUGGUGGAAAAGCGGUGCGCGUAAAAAUUAACGUGGAAAAUGAUUCACUCACGCUUAAUUACAAAACUGACGAGAGCUACCGGCUAACGGUUGGAGCCGGCACGAAUGGUGAACUGCUGGCUACCAUAACGGCUAAAACAUUUUUCGGAGCAAGACACGGACUGGAAACAUUGGCCCAGUUUGUGUUGUACGAUGAUAUCCGAAACGAGUUGCAGAUGGUAGUAACGGCGACCGUAUCCGAUGCUCCGGCGUAUCCUCAUCGUGGACUGGCGCUCGACACUUCGAGGAAUUUUAUCGAUCUGGAUUCGCUGCGCAGGACGAUCGACGGUAUGGCCAUGGUUAAGCUGAACGUGUUCCACUGGCAUAUAACGGAUACACAAAGCUUCCCGCUAGUCAUUACAUCACGCCCAACCUUACACACCUACGGAGCAUACAAUAGGCGCGAUGUAUACAGGGCAGAAGACGUUCGGCAACUGGUGCAGUAUGCGCUCGAGCGCGGUAUACGUGUUAUACCGGAGCUCGAUGCACCAGCACACGUGGGCGAGGGUUGGGAGAAGCUCGGUGUGACGGCUUGCUUCAACUAUCAACCGUGGGAGAACUACUGCGUUGAGCCACCGUGCGGUCAGCUAGAUCCUACCAAGGACGUUCUGUACGAAAUCCUGGAGGAUGUAUACCGAGAGAUGAACGCUAUGUUUAACCGUUCGGAAAUUUUCCACAUGGGAGGUGAUGAGGUGUCCAUUCGUUGCUGGAACGCUACCACUCACAUACAGGGCUGGAUGAAUGAGCAAGAAUGGGGUUUGCAGGAGGCAGACUUUAUGAAGCUGUGGAAUUAUUUCCAAACGGAGGCGUUGAACCGACUAGACAAAACGCUACCCGCAGGUGAUAAGCGACCGAUCAUCAUGUGGACGAGCAAGCUUACCGAGUCACCCUACCUCGAGCAGUAUUUGAACAAGGAUCGUUACAUCAUACAGGUGUGGACCAUGGGCAACGAUAGCAAGGUGCACAAUCUGUUAGAGAAAGGUUACCGACUGAUCAUGUCGAACUACGACGCACUCUAUCUCGACUGUGGUUUUGCCGGGUGGGUUACGGACGGUAGCAAUUGGUGUGCCCCGUACAUCGGCUGGCAGAAGGUGUACAACAACGAUCUGAUGGCCAUUGGAGGACCUUACGCACAACAGAUACUCGGUGCAGAAGCUGCCCUCUGGACGGAACAAUCGGACAGCCACACGUUGGAUAAUCGUCUUUGGCCCAGGCUAAGUGCUCACGCAGAGCGGGUCUGGAGUAAUCCACGAUCCAGCUGGCAAAUGGCGGAAUCACGCAUGCUCCUGCAUCGCGAAAGAUUGAUCGAAGAGGGAAUUGCUGCAAACAGUAUUCAGCCCAAAUGGUGCCUACAGAAUGAAGGCAACUGUCCGAUUGGUGGCGAUGGUGGACGUUCAUAA
Molecule: messenger RNA, 1857 nt
Organism: Anopheles marshallii
Lineage: Eukaryota; Metazoa; Arthropoda; Insecta; Diptera; Culicidae
Gene: Hexo1
Product: chitooligosaccharidolytic beta-N-acetylglucosaminidase
Exons: 2
Coding region: 1-1857 (618 amino acids)
Biological process (GO): ganglioside catabolic process; carbohydrate metabolic process; glycosaminoglycan metabolic process
Cellular component (GO): membrane
Molecular function (GO): beta-N-acetylhexosaminidase activity
Source: RefSeq, a predicted model, not a curated record